AUGCCUCAAGCAAAUAAACCAAGCAAAUUUGAUUCAACUGUUAUUGAACAGGAUCUUGGUUUACGCUUGCAAAUGUGUGAAUAUCUGGUUAAUCAACGAGAUGAGGUUAGACGAGCUUAUAUGAACUUGGGGCCUUCUCAACCUAAACUUGAGUAUCCUAGGUCCUCAUUUGGAAAGCAGAAUCGCCGAUUCCAACUUAUUUGGUUUAAACAAUUUUCUUGGCUAGAGUAUUCUCCUUCAAAGGAUAAAGCAUAUUGUUUUCCAUGCUUUUUGUUUGAUCAGCCAAAUAAGUCGAUCAUUCGUUCUGCACUUAUUGAUGAGGGGUUUAACAAUUGGAAGAGAGUAAAUGAUGGAUCCAAAUGUGUUCUUUUGCUUCAUGUUGGACUUGCAUCCUCCUCCCAUAGUCGUUGUGUUAUUAGUCAUGACAAUUUAAAGAAAUCUUCCCAACACAUUGAAAAAGUGUUGAAUGCGCAAUCAAAAAAAGAAAAUUUGAAGAAUCGAAUGCGGGUAAAGGCAACAAUUGAAGCUUUUCAAGUACUUGCUCUUCAAGGACUUGGUUUUAGAGGUAAUGAUGAAAGCUCGACUUCAUUGAAUCAAGGUAAUCUAAUUGAAUUAUUAAAGUUCAAGGAGAGAGGGAAUGAUGCACUUGAGAGCAUCAUAUUAAAGAAUGCUCCACAAAAUGCCAAAUACACUCCUCCAAAGAUCCAAAAGGAGAUUUUGCAUAUACUUGCUAAUAGAGUUAGGAAUAUGAUUUUUGAUGAAAUUGCAGGAGGUUAUUUUUGUAUUCUUAUUGAUGAAUCCCAAGGCGAGUCUAAAAAAGAACAAAUGGCCCUUAUUUUGAGAUACGUCAAGAAUGAUGGUUUGCUAGGGGAACGGUUCUUUGAUAUUGUGGGUGUCGAAAAUACAUAUGCAUUGACUCUUAAAAAAGAAAUAUCAAAUAUCCUUUCUCGAUUUAAUCUCCCUAUUCAAAACAUUCGUGAUCAAGGGUAUGACGGUGCUAGCAAUAUGCGUGGUGAAUGGAAUGGACUUCUAGCUUUAUUUCUUAAAGAUUGCCCAUAUGCAUAUUAUGUACACUGCUUUGCACAUCGUCUGCAAUUGGCCUUAAUUGCGGCAGCAAAAGAUGAGCCUAAUGUUUGGCAAUUUUUUUCUCACUUGAGUUGUAUUGUCAAUCUUGUUGCUUCUUCUUCAAAGCGCCUUGGUGAGUUAAAAUCUUUUCAUAGGAGUGAGGUUGAAAAUAUGUUGGCUAGUGGUGAGCGUCAAUCUGGUAAAGGGGCUAAUCAAAUUGGUACCUUGCAUCGAGCUGGAGCUACUCGUUGGAGCUUGCAUUAUGAAUCUGUUAGAAACUUGAUUGAUAUAUAUGACGCAUCUUGUGUAGUUGUUGAAAGUCUCAAUAAGAGUACAAAUCAACAAAUUCGCGGGCAAGCUAAUGGUGUUUACAAAGUAAUGAAGAGCUUUGAAUUCAUAUUCAUCUUGCACUUGAUGGACAACAUUUUGGGAAUCGUGAAUACACUUUGUCAAGCCUUGCAACAAAAAACUCAAGACAUCUUAAAUGCGAUGAAAUUAGUUUCCACAACAAAAGCUCUCCUUCAAAAACUUGGACAAGAUGAUUGGGAUACUUUUCUUGCAAAUGUGGUGUCAUUUUGCAAUCGACAUAACAUUGCGAUGCAUGAUAUGAGUUCUCCUUAUGAAAGGGGUACAAGUUGUCAUCGUCAACAAGAUCACAUUACAAUUGAGCGUCAUUAUCACUUUGACAUAUUCAACUCUACAAUUGAUUUUCAAUUGAUAGAGUUAGAACAUAGAUUUAAUGAUGGGGUAGUGGAACUUCUUUCUCUUAGCUCGGCUUUGGAUCCUAGUGGCAAUUUUAAAUCUUUUAAUGUGGAUAAUAGCCAAAAUCUUGCCAAGAAAUUUUAUCCCCAAGAUUUCACUUCUCAGGACAUCCAUGCUUUGAGAUGUCAAUUAAUGCAUUAUAAGCUUGAUGUUGUCUGUGAUCCCGAGUUUCAUAAGAAAUAUACCCUUGUUGAAUUGUGCCGAGAACUAUUUGUGACAAGAAAGUUCGAGCAUUACACCAUGAUCUACAAAUUGAUUCGUCUUGUGUCAACCCUACUUGUUUUUACGGCGACUACGGAAAGAGCAUUUUCGGGUAUGAAGCAUGUUAAAACUGCCAUUCACAAUUUAAUGGGGGAUGAGUUUCUUGCCGAUUGCUUGUCUCUUUACUUUGAAUGA
Camellia sinensis is the source of this 2223-nucleotide messenger RNA. RefSeq lists its product as uncharacterized. The record is from RefSeq and is a predicted model, not a curated record. Lineage: Eukaryota; Viridiplantae; Streptophyta; Magnoliopsida; Ericales; Theaceae.